Messenger RNA from Magallana angulata, 4198 nucleotides. RefSeq names its product RNA polymerase II-associated protein 1-like. The transcript has 31 exons. The record is from RefSeq and is a predicted model, not a curated record. Gene Ontology annotation, cellular component: nucleus. Gene Ontology annotation, biological process: transcription by RNA polymerase II. Bases 57 to 4145 code for a protein of 1362 amino acids. NCBI's taxonomy places the organism in Eukaryota, Metazoa, Mollusca, Bivalvia, Ostreida, Ostreidae.
UUUAAAAAUGGUAGCUUCCAUGGUAUGGCAUAAGGCAACGAUUCUUUAGAAUAAAAAUGAUUCCACGUCCAAAACCGGGGGAAUCUGAAGAUGAUUUGCUAAAGUUCCAACAGGAAUUUCUUGCGAAACAAGAAAAAAGUGCUGUCAGUGUUGUGAAGAAACCAGAUAAAAGGAAAACAGCGCAGUCAUCUGUACCUGUCGAUAAAGAUGUCGUUAACUUAGAGGACCUUCCACCAUCCAAGCCAGAACCUAAGCAUGUGGAUCCAAAUAUUCCUCACAAGAAAAGCAGAUUCUCUGAAUCAUGGGAGGCUGCAGUCAAAGGAGAAGAUGACCCAGAAGCUAGAUUUGCAAAACAUGACAGACAUAUGGAGGCAGUUCUAUCAAAAAUUGUGGAGAGAGACACUAGAAAUCUUCAGUCAUUCCCUUCCGUACUGGAAUGCGCCUCUGGGUUUCCCAAAGUUAUGCAUAGAGGAAAUCUUGAACAGAGCAAAACAGAAAUCAACAAGAAACCAAGAAGCCUCUUUGCCCAGCAAAUGUCAAAAAUGUCUGCCAAUGAUUUGGGAUUGAAGGUGAAGGGAAAUGAAAAGCAGGCUCAUAUUAAGAUGGAAGAAAGUGGACCAGAGGUAAAUCUUUCAUCAGAAAGUGGUUCACAUAUUAUACAAGGAACUGGACUCAGUGCAACAUUUGGUGGAGAGGAGGCUCAGAAAAUUCACCAAGAAAACCUCAGCAAAUUAUCAUCUAUGACUCCAGAAGAAAUCAUAGAAGAGAGGAACAAGCUGCUACAAAUGCUCGACCCAAAGCUUGUGAACUUUUUGUCAUCGAAAAAAAACAAGAAAUCUGCAGCAGAACCAAAUCUGCCAUCCUCUAAUUCAGAGUCCAUGGAAAUGACACAGUCUGAAAACACCAAAGAAAGGCUUGCAGAGGCAUCAGAAUUAGACUUGCCAAUUAAACCGGACAGGAAGUGGAUGCACAUGGAUAAAGUGGAGUACGACAAACUGUCGUGGCUGAAGGAUCUCCCCCAGCCUACCACAGAUCACAGUGAGACAGGGACAGCUGCACGCUUUGAUUUUGAGGGUAACUUGGUAACAAGUGACGAAGGCAUUGAUGUCAAGUUAGGUCUCCAUCACCAUGGAAACGAACCUGAGAGGGCUGGUUACUCACUGGAGGAGUUGUUUCACCUGUGUAGGAGUACAAACACACAACAGAGGCUGCUCUCCCUCAAAACUCUGGCUAACAUCAUCACAAAGGCAAGAAAUGGUGACCUUGAGGGUCAUGUGAAUUCGGCCAUUCUACCAACAGUGUUGAAUGCUGGGAUCUUGUUUCUGAUUCGCUGGGCAAUGGAUGACAGUGUGGAGAGUGUAGUGUUCAUGGCCAUAAAAACCCUGCACUCCAUUUUAGUGUCAGAAGCAGAUGAGGAGGCUUUAGAUAGAGUGUUGCCAUGGUUUCAAGGACAUGUGUCGCCUUGCCUGAAGACUUGCAGAAUGUCAGCAGAAAUGACCUCCCAGAACCCUACACCAGAAGAUGAGAAACCACAGGAAACAGAUGCUGAUGUUCUCAAACGAGAUGUCAUUUAUGCCCUGGUGAUGAGGAUGAACCUUCUUCCCCGGUUGCGACACAUCCUGUCCCAGUCUCACCCUCAGGCUCCGGUUGUCCUUCAGUGUACUGACAUCCUGAUCAGAAUUGUCAAACACUCGCCUCAGAUGGCAUAUGAGGUGGAGAGGUGUCCCGAGCUGUUGGAUGUGAUUGUGGAGGAAUUCUUACCCACCAGUUGGAGAAUGUUAGAUGUUAAAGCUCCCCUGUCUGAUUUAUACGGUGUACCUGUUCCCCGCGCCAUGAAGCUUGUCAGGUGCUUGGCCCAGGCUGGGAGAAAUCUAGCAGCUACACUGCUGGGGAAAUACCAUAUAAAAGCCAGGUUUUUAAGAUAUUUAGUGGAAAAAAAUGCAGAUAAUUUGUUGCUCCCUCAGAGUGAGGCUCUGCGUCUACAGAUUGAGAGUUACAGAACUUGGAGGGUGUGUCUAAGUUAUGGCCUGGCAGACGACCUAUUCAUGGACAUUUUCCCAUGUAUUCUGUCACAAUUAGAGACACUGCAGAUGGAGUGCUUGGAGAUUGGCCCUGGGCUUCAGUACAACAGAAUGACAGCAUUUACUACAGUGUUAGAGUCAGUCGUGCUGCUGGCUGCUCAGAGCGAUCAGAGGAAAUUUGGAUCUAGUGAGAGGAAGCUUCCAAGUGACCAAGAUCAGAAUUUGUUGCCCAGUGUCACAUGGAGCCAAGUAACAGACAUAGGUUCUGUAGUCAUGGAUAUGUGCCAAAAAUGUAUGAAGAAGCUGGGAGAGACAUAUCAACAUAAGAAAUUCAGUUUGGAUUUUGAAGUGUCCUGCCUUAACUUUAUGGCUUCUUAUCUAUCAUCCUGGUCCUCACUAAAAAGUUUUGACCCUGUAGCGGGCCUACAGUACAUAGAGAAGCUCUAUGGGGAUACGUUUGAACCCCUCCUCCAUUCCCUGGGGUUUCAGGCUGUCCUUUCAAGUUUAUGUCCCAAUUCAAGCGUCCUGAACCCUGGCCUUCAGAUAAAGAUGGAGUAUGCUGACAAUCUGCCUGGGCUAGGAAUGAGAUUAAAGGAGGGUGAUCUUGUAGAACCAUGUUUACUUGAUUAUUCCCCUUUUGGAAUUGUUACAGCAGUGUUAAGGGUGCUGCAUGUUAUCGGCCAAAUUCACAGAGGUCUCCAAGAAAAGAUUUGUCAACUCGUUUCAUCAGAUGGAAACCUGCUUACUUAUCUGAGGAAGAUAGCCAGUUCUCCUACAGCUUCUUCAAACUCUCACUUCAACAAAUAUGAACAUUUUGUGAUAUAUUAUUUUUUGAAACUUGUAGUCAAUCAUACUGAUGGUGAACAGACGGCCUCUCUGCUACAGAAACUCUCACUGAGGCUGAUCACACAUCUACAGCAUGGAGACGAAUUCCUGGUUCAUGACCUCUUGUCAACCAUAGUUUUCUCACCAAAUAUUUGGAAACAAGGAGAGGAAGCAAUGAUGAGUUCCAUGGAGAGCCUCCAGCUAUCUGAUGCUGUACAUCUCUGUAGUGUGACCCAGGAGCAGGUCUCGGUCAAUCAAACUCAAUUGGUGGCCGCCACUCUCUCUGAACUGGUUCCUAUCAGGGCUGCUUAUCUUCAGGCCUUCUCCGACCAACAAAAAGUGGCAAUGCAUUCAAGACACCGAUUCCUGAUGCAGGCUUUGGAUGUACAGAACCUGGUCACCUCCUCCCCAACAGAGACCCUGCUACCCCAGGACUGGAUGUAUCUACCCCUCAUCGACCUCUACAACAGAUUCAGCUCCGUGGGAGCUGAUGUACAGAAUGCUUUGUCAAAGAAUCAGGUUUCCAUGGUUACCAGUGUAUUGAGGUGGGUGUACCUCUUGGAGAGGUUCCAACCCAAGGUCACAGGGUCAGUGUCCGUCACCCUGAGAGUCUCCAGGGUCAUGUGUACCUUUCUGACAGGUAAUGAUUUAUUCAUGGAGAGGACUGUGUACCUGUACCUAGCAGCCCUGCUCAGGGAAUUCUCCACGCCUCAGCUGUUGGAUCAAAUGAAUUUCACAGAGGAAAUUCCUGGAAUUGUGUCAUUCUAUGAUUUGUACUCUGCCCUCCUCCAGCAGUACGAGGCUGUGUCCUUUGGAGACUCGCUCUUCUCCUGCUACGUUCUACUUCCUGUUCAGCAGCAGCACGACAUACAGCUGAGAAAGGCCCUGUGGACAGAGCACCAGGGCAUACUCCGCUGCAUGCGCCUGCCUUUGAAGGAAAUUCCACUCCCAUUAGACAGAUUUCUGAAUCCAGAAGAGUCAGACGUAGAGUUGAUCCGGCUGUACUUUCAGAAUCUGUUGUCAAGGAGACUGCAGCCCCAUUGGUCGCCUCUGUUGUAUGUUAUUGCCGUCCACCAUGUCAACAGGUUCAUCUACAACCAGGAGAAAAAGCACACCCGCCUCAAGCACGGCAUGAUCCUGCAGCUCCAGAAAUCUACUCACAUGGAACUGUGUCAGCAUUUAUUGCACUACAAAAUGGUGAACCAAGAAAAGGAUCAUGGGAUUGAACUCUAUGAAGAACUUCCCCCAAUCAGGAAAAACUUACUGGGGCAAGUUCAGGCUCUUGAACACCCCUCCUGAAAUCUUAUCUGUACAAGUUUUUAUUAACUACAGAAAAGUCAAGUCCUUGAAUA